CUGCCCAUUGGUCUCUGCCCCUCAUGGGAUGGCCAAUGGGCAAGGGACCAGUAUAAGGUGGGAACCGCCUGCCCCCAUGAGUACUGGGCUGCUGAGGACCAUCUCCUCCUCACUGCCACCCUGACUGCAGUCUGGCUCUGAGGCGCAGAUCCAGAUUCCAGGUCUCAGGAUGCUGUUGGUACGAGCUGUUCUCUUGCUACUAGUCCUGCCCAGUCGCGGCCAAGACACCACGACCAGAGAGCCGGGAGGCCUGAUUCCCCUGCCCAAGGGGGCCUGCCCAGGCUGGAUGGCAGGCAUCCCAGGGCAUCCAGGCCACAAUGGGAUCCCAGGCCGUGAUGGCAGAGAUGGCACCCCAGGGGAGAAGGGCGAGAAAGGAGAUUCAGGUCUUGCUGGUCCUAAGGGUGACAGUGGUGAAACUGGAGUGACUGGGGUUGAAGGUCCCCGAGGAUUUCCAGGAAUCCCGGGCAGGAAAGGAGAACCUGGAGAAAGCGCCUAUGUAUACCGCUCAGCAUUCAGUGUGGGACUGGAGACCCGGGUCACUGUCCCCAAUGUUCCCAUUCGCUUCACCAAAAUCUUCUAUAAUCAGCAAAACCACUACGAUGGCUCCACUGGCAAAUUCCACUGCAACAUUCCUGGGCUGUACUAUUUUUCCUACCAUAUCACAGUCUACUUGAAGGAUGUGAAGGUCAGCCUCUACAAGAAGGACAAGGCCGUGCUCUUCACCUAUGACCAGUACCAGGACAAGAACUUGGACCAGGCCUCUGGCUCUGUGCUUCUCUAUCUGGAGAUAGGUGACCAAGUCUGGCUCCAGGUGUAUGGGGAUGGAGAGAAUAAUGGGCUCUAUGCAGAUAAUGUCAACGACUCCACCUUCACAGGCUUCCUUCUCUACCAUGACACCAACUGGUCACCACUGACUUAGAGCUUUCACCAGGCCAAACAACCCAAAAGUCAAAUAACAGCCAUAGGUUUUCAGUGUAGUUAGGAGACUGAUUUCUUUAUGUAGUUGGAGGGCUCUGAACAUUAUCCACUCAGUUAUUCAUCAAAUACCUUUUUUAAAAAGUCACAUGCUAUGUUCCCAGUCUUGAAGAAGACAUGGCACCUGGCCUCAAAGAUCUGUUAUGUUGUGGCAAUUAAAAGAUAAUAACAUUUCCUGGGGAGUGUCACAUACGUGAUGAGAUAACUGACUGCAACAAAUUAUUUGAUGGUGCUAUUCUGUCCCAUUGCCUCUCCUCACGUUCAUGUCAAUUCUGUGAGAUACACAGGAAAGGUAUUAUUCUCUUUUUAUACUUGGGGGCCUGAGGUUGAGACAAUUAAGUGAAUGCCUAAGGUCAUAUUGGUAUUGAGUGGCAGAGCUUGAAAUCAAACCCAGGGCUCUAGACCUUUUCCACUGGAAUGUGCCCUUUUUGGGAGUGUGUGGCCUCUGGGGUAUUGGUAGGAGGUCUCUCACCCAGCUCACCUGAGGGCCUCUGAGUACGCCCUCAUCAUGAAUUAAGCCUUUCUGCAGUAGCGCUCCCUCAGAGAAGGUGGCUCUAUGGCAGUCUCAUUCCAGCUGGACUACUCAGUGCCCCUGUUCCACUCUGCGCUUCCUCUCCCCUGUGUCUCUCUCAUGUUCUUCUCUCUGGCCUGGGAAGCCAAACUCAUCUCCACAUGCUGAAUCCUCCCUUUCCUCAAAGCCACCGGUCAGGAAACUUCUCUGAUGUGAUACCUCUUUCAUGCAGCCCUUACUCACACACUGGAUGCCUGUGCCCCUCCAACUAUUCUCUUGGAUGAGGGUCCUGGGUAUGGGACAGACAUCUACCCACAGGGACAAGUUCCUGGAAAGGCCCGUGUUUCCUUCACCUCCGAGUAGCUUUGCAGGUCCUUGACAAAUGCCUCAUGGAGACCAAUCUUUCGAAUCUCACAUCUACCCAGAAUUAACUCCACUUUAGUCUUUCCAGAUCCUUAUCUACAAAAACUUUGUCAUUUUAGGAACUCCCUGAUUUUAAGCACCUAAUCUUUGUUCUACUGGAGAGUUUGAAUCUUUUCCACUGAAGUUAGAGAUGACUGCACUUUCCAGGUAAAGCAUUUUCCCUCAAGAAGUUAGCUUGAGCCUACAGUGCAAAACCUACAAAGGAAUUGGAAACCAUUGUUCUCUGAGUACCAAUAGGGUCUAGGAGGACGGGGCCUUUUGAAUCUAUUUUUGUUCUUUAAGAAUCACACACACACAAAAAAAGGAUAACGAUCUGAGGUGAUGGAUAUGCUAUUUUUUUUAACUUGCCUGUGGUGAUUAUUUCAUAAUGUAUAUGUAUAUCAAAUCAUCAAAAUAUACACUUAAAUAUAUAUAAUUUUUAACUGCCAAAUACGCUUCAAAAAAAAUUAAGAAUUAGAGGUGGUUGAUCAUUUCAAGAUACAUUAGCUUAAGUAAUGCUCUUCACGUUUUAGCAGAAGUAGAGUUAAUAGCAUUUUGUAUAAAUAUAGAAAUGGAAAACUUUCUUUGCCUGUGGUUUUAAAUUCUGAACAAUUCUGUUUUAUAUGCAAAUUGCUAUUCAUUAAGAGAUUAUUAUUUCCACAUAUAAAGCCUUGUCCUUUAAAAUGCCUGCAUGUCAUUAUUCUCUACAAGUAAAAGAUACUGUCCAGCAUUAAAAGUAGAAGCCUUUGUAUCACAAGGAUUUUGUUUUUAUUUUUGGGGAAAGACAUGGGUUUAGAAGGGGAUGACCUGGCAAACACUGUGUCAGUAAAAUCUAUGUUAUGAAUGAUAUUAUGAAUAACAGAAAACCCAACACAAAUAAAAAAGCACAUUGUCUUGCAUAAUGGAAAAUACCAGAGUUGUUCUGUCUUUAGGUAAGGCUUAAACCAGAUACUCAAAUGAUAUUAUCCAAGACCCUUUUCUGACUGUCCUUCCACUCUGCCUUCAACAGCUUCAGGCUUUACCCUCAGAUUCCAUAGAGUAUAGUUCUAGGAUCUUCCCUGUGAUAUCAAAAAGACUAGCCUGCCAGCUCUCAUACCCUCCCACCACACCAUCUGGCUAAAGGGACACCCUCUUUUUUUGCAGCUCCCAAGGAGGAGAGAGGAAGUUCUCUCCCCAAGAGGCCCCAGCAAGUAUGUCCUUGCAUCUCAUAGGUUCUGGUGGGGUUAUAUGUCCAAUCUCUGACCAAUCACUGGAGUCAGGAGGAGACUAUAUUUAUUGACUUAAGUUGAUUUUGGCUCAAGCUGGGGAAGGGGCAUUUUCCCUAAAGCAAAAUAUGGACACAGUUACCAGAAAUGGGAGGAUAGAUGAUGGAUGCAAAAAAAAAAAAUCUGUCCACAACAAACUCUUAAUCUUAUGCUUGAGUUUUCUCAGGUUUCUCAGAGAGAUAUUGCUUGAAAAUUACUCUUGAUUUCCUUUAAAAUUUCAACAAGUAGCUAAUGACUGGCCGUGCUUACAGUCCCACAUCUGGCGAGGGGGUGUAUGUUCACCAUGCUGGACAUGGUGCCACACUCACUCUAAGCUCUCUGGAGCAGGGUCACUUUGUGGCACAGAGAGGACCAAUCUAUAUAACACUCCCUGAGAGAAAUUAUGGCUAAGAGUUUAGGAUUAGGGCUCCACAAUGUUUUCAAGUAUAAUUGUGGAUUUGUCUAUUUCUCUUCAGUUCUGUCAGCUCUUGCUUCAUGUAUUUUGGAGCUCUCUUGUUAGGUACAUAUAUAUUUAGUAUCAUGUCUUCUUGGUGAAUUUACCCUUUUAUCAUUAUGUGAUAUAUUUCUUUCUCUCUGGUAAUUUCCCCUAUUCUGAUGUCUACUUAGAAAUUAAUAUAGUCACUCCAGCUUUCUUUUGAUUACUGUUUUCAUGGUAUCUUUUUCUGCCAUGUUACUUUAAAUCUAUCUAUAUUAUUAUAUUUAAAAAUGUGUUUUCUUAUAGACUGCAUGUAUUGGAGUUUUUGUCUGAUCUGAAAAUCUCUUUUAAUUGGUGUUUAAACAAUUUAUGUUAAAUAAAAUUGUUGCUAUGGUUGGA
Messenger RNA from Manis pentadactyla (Chinese pangolin), 3967 nucleotides. It is a transcript of the gene ADIPOQ, whose product is annotated as adiponectin, C1Q and collagen domain containing. Lineage: Eukaryota; Metazoa; Chordata; Mammalia; Pholidota; Manidae. The transcript is spliced from 3 exons. Gene Ontology annotation, molecular function: protein binding. The record is from RefSeq and is a predicted model, not a curated record. The coding region runs from base 170 to 919 and encodes 249 amino acids.